AUGGCGUACAGCGCGUGUUUCCUACACCAGAGCGCACUGGCCUCCUCCGCCGCACGAUCAUCGUCUUCCUCCUCGUCCCAGCGCUACGUGUCACUCUCCAAACCCGCCCACAUAGUGUGUAAAGCUCAACAGCCUCACGACGAGGAUAACUCCGCUGUCUCUCGCCGUCUCGCUCUCACACUCCUCGUUGGUGCCGCCGCCGUUGGUUCCAAAGUAUCUCCUGCUGACGCCGCCUACGGUGAAGCUGCAAAUGUGUUUGGGAAGCCAAAGACGAACACAGACUUCACGGCAUACACUGGAGAUGGAUUCCAAGUGCAGGUGCCAGCUAAGUGGAACCCAAGCAGGGAGAUCGAGUAUCCAGGACAAGUCCUUAGGUACGAAGACAACUUCGAUGCAACCAGUAAUCUCAAUGUCAUGGUCACUCCUACUGACAAGAAGUCCAUCACUGAUUACGGUUCUCCUGAAGAGUUCCUCUCUCAGGUCAAUUAUCUCCUAGGGAAACAAGCUUACUUCGGUGAGACUGCCUCUGAGGGAGGCUUUGACGCCAAUGCAGUGGCAACAGCAAACAUCCUUGAGACGAAUAUUCAGGAGAUUGGUGGGAAACCGUACUAUUACUUGUCUGUGUUGACAAGAACGGCCGAUGGAGACGAAGGAGGAAAGCAUCAGCUGAUCACAGCCACUGUGAACGGAGGGAAGCUUUAUAUCUGCAAAGCACAAGCUGGAGACAAGAGGUGGUUCAAGGGAGCCAACAAAUUUGUCGAGAAAGCGGCUACUUCUUUCAGUGUUGCUUGA
Molecule: messenger RNA, 792 nt
Organism: Microthlaspi erraticum
Lineage: Eukaryota; Viridiplantae; Streptophyta; Magnoliopsida; Brassicales; Brassicaceae
Source: the annotation of a GenBank genome assembly